AUGCACCGUAUACGAAACUUCAAACUUCUAGUCGGCUCAUGUCGUGCCCUGUGUGCGAUAGCCAUGAAGAAUGCCCUUCCUUCCAAAUGCAGCAAGGCUGGCGAGGUCUACGGGAUGAUGGAGGAGUUCCUCGAGUUAUCCAGGCGAGUAUCUGUGCAAACAAUCCGAGGUUUUGUGCAAGCCGUGCAUAAGCGGAUACCACCUAUUUUCUUGGAGAAAGAAUUCGUGGAUUUGGCCGAAUGCACCGCUGGUAAUGACAACGUGCAGCGCAAUUUUCGUAGCUGGCUACGACGUCAACAAUGGAUGAAAGCAUUGCCUCCGCCAACAACGAUCCAGGUCAACCAAGUAAAUUCUAAGCUGAGCGAGCCGAACUUUUUGGGCCUGCACUCAAUCUUCUUGAUUCCGGAUUGGAGCGAACUGAACUUCAUCAUACCACUCGAAUGUCAUGGCGAUGAUGCCGAGAUGCAUAAGCGCCGGUCGUUUGCCAUAUGCACAGUUGCCUCGGCGUUGCUGGGCCCAGGUAUAGCUACUUGGGAUCACAAGUUGUUGUUGAGUUGCUUCGACAACAGCGCUGCAGGCGAAUCUACUGCCACAGAAAUAGAUUGUUGGAUUUGUUGGGGAUUGGUAUGUGCUGCGGCUGGGGUAUACCUUGAUCAUGAUUGGUACGGUCGGCCUUUCAGUCCCGACUACAUGCCUGACCUGUACGCCAAAGCUGGGAAGCAGAUCGCGGGACCGUUCCGGUUCGUGUUUGCUGGUCACAAGGGGGACCAAAAGUACCUUCAUGCAUGCUACAAGUUUGAGAAUUACUGGACGAGUGAAGAAAUGUGUCGCUCAUGUGCAGCUUCGAAAAAUGGCUCUUCUCCUAUGGGCUACGUGCACUUCGGACUCGGAGCCCAACAUCGAUCAACGAUAUACUCUACAGCCGACUUCAUCCGCAAGUGCGGUAGCACACCAUGGCUCGCCAUUCCAGGCUUUGCUGUAGAACGAAUAUGGGACGAUUGGCUUCACAUUGUUGAUCUAGCUAUUUCUCCUGAUGCUUGUGCAUCGGCACUACUAGAAUUGACGAAGUCGGCCAACAGCCCCUGGCCAGCCAGAAACCAAGAGCUACGACUGGAGCUUGCUUACCAGGAGUUUGCACAAGCUUGCAAACGAGAGAAAGUCCGAAACCGAGCACCACCUUUCUCUUUGAAAACUCUGAAAUCAACGACGCCGGGUGUGUUUGCUACAUUAUCCCAGAAGCAUCUCAGUGGUGCGGAGUCUGUAGUGAUGGUCAAGUGGCUUCGCUCCGUCACGGUGUUGUUCUCGCGAGCCAAUCCUGAUCGCUAUUGGCUGAACCUGGCGGCGAUCUUCGUUAAUUUGGCAGGGAUGAGAGAGGAGAUGUCGGGUUACGAUUGCGCCCUCCCGGCUGAAGUGAUUCGAAAGAUAGAGACCCAUUACUAUCUGUUUCGUGCGAGCUACAACUAUUGCGCAUACGAUGCAUGCGGCCGCUCCAAGAUGUUGUUCAAGCUUCGUCCGAAAAUACACAGGCUCGAACACUUGGUUUACGAUCAGACAGCUGUCACAUGUCCACUCCGUACAUCUACAUAUGGUGAUGAGGACAUGGUCGGCAGAAUCAAGAUGAGUGCAGCCUUAUGUCACCCCCAAGGUCUUGGCUUGCAGGUGCUAUAUCGUUAUGCUGCUUAUGUCGGUGCUCGAUGGCACAGAAAGUCUCUUUCAAACGAAUGGUAA
Molecule: messenger RNA, 1728 nt
Organism: Symbiodinium sp. CCMP2592
Lineage: Eukaryota; Dinophyceae; Suessiales; Symbiodiniaceae
Source: the annotation of a GenBank genome assembly